Panicum virgatum (switchgrass) is the source of this 1616-nucleotide messenger RNA. RefSeq names its product F-box/kelch-repeat protein SKIP6-like. Gene Ontology annotation, molecular function: protein binding. The record is from RefSeq and is a predicted model, not a curated record. Bases 98 to 1228 code for a protein of 376 amino acids. The transcript has 2 exons. Lineage: Eukaryota; Viridiplantae; Streptophyta; Magnoliopsida; Poales; Poaceae.
CCGUCGACGGGACGACGACGUUCCCAACCCACUCGGCAAUCAGGCGCGCGCAUCCACCGUGCACGCCUUCCUCCUCCACCACCGCCGACGGCGAACCAUGUCCACCGAACCCACCUCCCCACCUCAACCGCCGGAAUUGAUCCGCGGCACCCUCAUCCCUGCGCUCCCCGACGACUUGGCCGUACACUGCAUAGCGCUCCUGCCGCGCGCUGCGCACCCAUCCCUCGCCCUCGUCUCCCGAGCUUUCCACGCCCUCCUGUGCCGCCACCCGGAGCCCCUCCUCGCCGCCCGCCGCGCCCUCCGUCUCUCCGACUCCCACAUCCUCCUCUCCCUCCGGCCGCCCUCCUCCGCGUCCCUCCUCUUCUUCCUCUUGCUCCCGCAUCCCGGGUGGCCCCCUCUUCCCCUUCCCUCCCCACCCGUCCCCGUCUCCUCUUCCUCGUCGGUCGCCACUGACGGUGGCCGGCUCUUCCUAGUCGGCGGAUCCGUCGCCGGGGUCCCCGCUUCGUCUGUGCAAAUAUUGGAUCCCCGGGCCAGAUCCUGGUCCAUCGGCCCGCGUCUGUCCUCUACGCGGGAGUUCGCCGCGGCCGUCGCGCACUCCGGUGUACUGUUCGUCACCGGCGGGUGCGUUCCCUCGUCCCCCUUCUGGGCUGAGGCUCUCGACCUCUCCGCCCCGAACGCGAAGUGGAAGACUGUCGCCAGCCCGGUCCACCUCCGUGAGAAGUGGAUGCACGGCUGCGCAUCUCUCGCCGGGAAGGUCCUUGCGGUGGCGGACCGCGGCGGCUUGGCCUACGAUCCGGCCUCGCCACCUGCGGAGGCGUGGGCGCCGGUCUCGCCGGUGCUUGACAUGGGGUGGAAGGGCCGUGCUGCCGUGGUUGGUGAAAUCCUGUAUUCUUACGAUUACUUGGGGCAGGUCAAGGGCUAUGAUCCGGACACUGAUUCGUGGAGCACAGUGGAGGGGUUGGAGAAGGAGCUGCCGAGGUUCUUGUGCGGCGCCACACUUGCCAAUGUCGGAGGAUUGCUAUACCUGGUCUGGGAAGGGAAAUGGAAAGGAAAAGAUAAGGGGGAAGUGAGUAGCAUGGUCGUGAUUGAAUGGGCCGGCAUUGAGGUUACAAGGGCUGAAGAGGGGGAGCUAAGGCUAAGAGGAAAGGUGGUCUCUAGAGACACUGUUCUAUUCCCGGAUGUGCCUAGAGGGUCAACGAUCACGCAUUGUAUUGCAUUGGAGUUGUGAUAUAGUAGCUGCAGGUGUAAAGCAGGGAGUAAAUAACGCCUGAACCGUGCUGAGUAGAAUGAUGCCAGGUGGCCGCUGUUCACGAUACAAUCGAGGUCGCUGGGAGUCUUCUCUCUCUGUCUCCGUCUCUCCCUUACGCUGUGGAUGCCCACAGGUCCUCGGAAGGUUGAUGAUGAAGAAACUGGUUGAAGACCACAGAAGAAAUGCUUCGCCACUUCUGUUUCCAUUACGCACUGUGAGCCUGCGACUAAUGCACAUUGCCCUCCAAUUGUUCAUUGUUUUGCUUCAUUUUUUCCCCCGCAAUGCUUAUAAACUAAGUAAAACGUUGUAACUUGAGAUGAAUCAAAGUAAAGCGCAUAUUGCCACGACGUGAAUUUUGGUUUAAAAA